AUGGCAGAUGUAGACUUUUCUAAACUUUGCAAUACAGAUGAAAAUGUGACUACAGAUGAGAAUGCUAAGUUACAAGCUGAGAAUGCUAAGUUACAAGCUAAGAAUGCAAAGUUGAAAGCUGAAAAUGAGAAAACCGAAAUAAAAGUUUUAACCCAGCUGUUGCAAGAACAAGCCAAAGAAAAAUCUUUUUCUGUUGAAUGUUUUAAGAACAAUGACAAUCUUUUCAGAUUUUAUACAGGGCUGCAAGAUUACAAAACAUUCAAAACACUCCUUGAUGCCUUUAUGCCUGCGGCCAAGAGCCUUGUUUAUUAUGGCAGUAAUACAGAUGCAGACAGGCUGGUUUCAGGGAAGGUUGAGAAAUGUGGCCCAAAAAGGUCUUUGUCAUUGGAACAGGAGUUCUUCCUUGUGUUGGUAAGGCUUUGGCCUGGACUUCUCGAAGUAGACUUGGCCACUAGAGCAGGUUUGUCUCAGUCUCAGCUGUCAAGGAUUUUUAUAACAUGGAUAGACUUUCUUCAUUCCAAAAUGCGAUGCUAUCCGAUUUGGCCUAGUUGAGAAUCUGUUAAUGAAACUAUGCCAUCAUCAUUUAAGGAGAUGUAUCCAACAACACAGGUUAUCAUUGACUGCUCAGAACUGUUCAUUGAAACUCCUAGCUCUUUUAGAACUCAAAGUGUAGCCUAUUCAAAUUACAAGCAUCACAACACUGCUAAAGGUCUGGUGGGUAUCACCCCAUCUGCUGCUGUGACCUUUGUAUCAGAUUUAUAUGCUGGAAGGUCAAGUGACAAGCAAAUAACCAAUGACUGUGGUAUUUUGAAAUUACUUGAAGAUGGGGACUCUGUUAUGGCUGACAAUGGAUUCGACGUUGAGAGUGACCUGCCAAAUGGAAUCUCACUCAACAUACCACCCUUUCUCUGUAAUAAAGAGCACCUGUCACUUGAAGAGGAGACAGAAACUCGAAGGAUUGCUUCAAUCAGGAUCCAUGUGGAACAGGCAAUAGCCAGAGUUAAAAACUUUUUUAAGUACUGUUUUCCCCAUUUCAAUGGCAGCUGAUUUGAAUAAAAUUUGGGUAAUAUGCUGCUACCUCAUAAACUUUUUACCCCCACUUCUUGUGGAAAAAGAUUAAUGCAUCUUGUAUUUAUCCAAAAUGACUGGAAAAUAAUGGUAACAUAUUUAUUUGAAUUUACUUCAUAUUUACCUAUAACGUUUUCUUGUCAUUAAUAGAAUUCCAAGCUUAUAGUUAAGUACUCCAACUUUUAUUCAUUACAUGAAGGAAGAAUAAAGGAAAAAUAAAAAGAAGUUAUUACUGGGAGCAUUUUUUCCUUGCAGAAAAAUAUGUCCUUGUCAAUUCGUUCGAUUUGCAUAUCAACAUUAGUGUAUACUACGAAAUCAAUCCAAUUUAAGUUUAAAAUGUUCGAAACACCUUGGCACUGAAAGUAAUAUGGGUGGUUUUCUUUAAGUUUCAAACCAUUUUCAGUUUGUUGUAGACAAAAGUUUUUUUUACAAUUAACAGCAUCAGAUAUGCACAAAUCUUUACUAGCAUAAGGACACUUAAUCUCUACACAUCCCUCAGGGACACCAUUUCUCAUCACAAUACCAUCUGGACUACAGCCCAGCCAUGGCCUCUUGGGACUGACAACAAACCCACAAGAUCUAACAGUUUCAUCUCCUGUCAGGAUCUCUUCAUACUUCUUGGUUGCUUUGCUUUCAUUGUCCAGACCUCACUGUAAUGGUGUUGGUGCUUUCACAGCAGGAUUAUGUUGCUUUGUAAUUGACUGGAUCUGUGAUUUUGGAUAGAGUGACUUUCUCCUAUUAAUUAUUUUUCCAAAAACAGAUGCCGUAACUCUCUUUGACCGCUCUGCAUACCAGUGA
Pocillopora meandrina is the source of this 1866-nucleotide messenger RNA. The record is from the annotation of a GenBank genome assembly. Lineage: Eukaryota; Metazoa; Cnidaria; Anthozoa; Scleractinia; Pocilloporidae.